AUGCAGAACAAGCUCAUCACCGCCGCCACCCUUCUGAGUGCCCUGGCCUCAGUCCAGGCAUCUCCCGUUUCUGUUUCCAAGCGAGACGUUCUCACAGCCCUUCCUGGAGGCGCUUCUGAUAUUGAGAACAAGUUCCAGCCUGCUCUUGACUUCGACGGCGACGGCUGCUACCAGACCGCCGCCAUCGAUCCUAAUGGUAACUUGAACCCUGGUCACGGUGCCACUGGUACUCCCCAGGGAGACUGUCGUGAUCCUCCCCAGCUUGAUAACAGCAACACCUAUUCUCGCAAGCGCUGCAACAAUGGCUUCUGUGCCAUUAUGUAUGAGACCUACUAUGAGAAAGACCAAGCGGUUGGUGGCAGCUUUCUCGGAGGCCAUCGCCACGACUGGGAGAACAUCGUUGUUUUCGCCCAAGGCGACAAUGUCGUCCGUGUAGCUCCCUCCUGCCACGGCAAAUACGACGGCGCAAGCAACCAAUUCCCCAGUGACGGAAGCACCCCUCUUCUCGUUUAUCACAAGGACGGUGCCGGAACUCACUGCUACCGUUUCGCCAACGACGAUGAUCGGGCCAACCCCGAGAACCCUACUGGUUCUUUCUUCAAGGCUCCUCUUGUUGGCUGGGAUAACUGGCCUGAUGUUGGUCUGCGAGACAAGAUGCUGCAGAACUGGAGUGGUGGUGUUGGACCUAAGCUGGAUGAUGAGUUUGGCGAUUCGCUCAAAGCGGCUGCUGGUGAUGGUGUUCAGGGCUUCGAUCCUUACAAGGACGAGUAA
Fusarium mangiferae is the source of this 771-nucleotide messenger RNA. RefSeq lists its product as uncharacterized. The record is from RefSeq and is a predicted model, not a curated record. The transcript is spliced from 2 exons. The coding region runs from base 1 to 771 and encodes 256 amino acids. Lineage: Eukaryota; Fungi; Ascomycota; Sordariomycetes; Hypocreales; Nectriaceae.